AUGUUGUCUAUCGAUGAGGUAGGGGGCGAUACAGUCAUCUACUCAUCCAUCGACGCUGCGUUGAAGGAUAAAUUGUUGUUCGCGAUUAUCGCAUCGCCCGCGCCCUGGCACGCUGAGCACGCUGCGCAGUUGUUGUGUGCGAAAGUGCCCGUGCUGAUUGAAAAGCCCGUUUCUGAUUCGUUGCAACGGCUUUCAGCUUACCGUGAGGUGCUGGCUGCUCACCGGGAUAAGAUCGAAAUCGCUUACAAUCUACGAUUCAUGUCUUCGGCCAUCAGGUUCAAGGCCCUCCUGGAAGGGGCCGCUGUAGGUGAGGUGCGCAGUGUAAGCGUCGACGUCGGUCAGUUCCUACCCGACUGGCGCCCUGCCAGUGACUACCGCAAGAAUGUGUCCGCCCGAUACGAAUUGGGCGGCGGCGUGCUGUUGGAGCUCAGUCAUGAGCUCGACUAUCUCGGGUGGUUAUUCGGUUCGUUUAAAACGGCAUAUUGCGUUAUCCGUCACACUGGCGAUCUCGAAAUUGAUGUGGAAGACAGCGUCGACGCGCUUCUUGUUCGGGACGACCAAUUGGUCAUCAACGUGCAUAUGGAUUUUCUCCAGAGAGCGCCGGUACGGGUCUGCAAAGUCGUGGGGCAGCAUGGCACUCUUUAUUGGGAUAUUUUGAAUAAUGGCAUUACCCUGCACACGGGUAGGGAUCAGCGACAAGUUUUGUUUGAGGACCCCGAUUACGAUCGCAAUACUAUGUACCUUGAUCAGCUACGUCAUUUUGCCAUGGUUGCUGCAGGUUCGACGGCUCCGGCAGUUGGGCUUGAAGAGGGUCUUGCAACACUUCGCCUGAUCGAAGCGAUGAAGAAGUCCGCAUCAAUAGGUCAGGUCGUCAAUGUCGGAGAUAUUCAAACGUGAGCGUAUACGCCUUCAUUUUCGCGCGAGGCAACUCCAAAGGUUUGCCAGGUAAAAAUAUCCGAAUGCUCGGCGGACACCCGUUGAUUGCGCACUCAAUCCGAGUGGCGCAGCAAGUUGGGGGUAUCGAUAGGAUUUUUGUAUCCACAGACUCAGAUGAGAUCGCUGCUGUUGCCGAGGCCUAUGGCGUGAGUGUUAUCAAGAGGCCUGACGAGCUAGCGACUGAUACAGCACCUGAGUGGUUAGCCUGGCGCCACGCUAUCAGUCAUCUUCGAGCUCAAGGUCACGAGUUUGACGUGUUUGUCAGCCUGCCUGCUACUAGCCCACUGCGCGGCGUUGAAGAUGUCGAGCAAUGUCUCGCAUGUUUAGACUCAUGCACCGAUGUCGUCGUUACCGUAACCCCUGCUUCGCGUAGCCCUUUCUUCAAUAUGGUCGUUCGAGAUUCAGACGGAGUGAGUGAGCUUGUGUGUUCAGGUAGCGAUGUUCACCGACGUCAGGAUGCCCCCGCAGUCUACGACAUGACGACCGUGGCCUACGUGGCGUCCCCAACGUUCAUUUUAACUAAUGAGCGUAUCUUUUCGGGACGCGUCAGAUCGGUAGUAGUGCCCCGAUACAGAGCUGUAGAUAUUGACGAUAUCUAUGACUUCAAAAUGGCUGAAAUUCUUCUGGCUGAUAAAGAGAAAACCAAUGUUGGAAGGUAAGAAGUUUAUAGUGGCGGGUGCGGGCGGUUUGCUCGGUAGUAAACUGACAGCAGACCUGAUCAAUAAUCACGCCCAUGUCAUCGCGGCCGACAUCAAUCUUGAAUUGAUGAAAGAACGCUUGGUGUCUCAAGGUUUGGACACCAAAAAUCGCGCGCUGACUUGUAUUAUGCUCGACCUCAAUGACGCGAGCUCUGUAGGGGCUCUGUUUGCCUCUAUCAGUGGCAUCGAUGGGGCGGUCAACUGUUCUUAUCCGAGGAACAAACGCUACGGCUCAAAUUUUUUUGAUGUGUCACUUGCAGAUUUCAAUGAGAAUGUUUCUCUACAUCUCGGGUCUUCCUUCCUCUUCAUGCAACAGUGCGCCGCGUAUUUCAAGCGUGAGCAGGCGCCGUUCGCCCUGGUUAACAUUUCCUCCAUCUAUGGUGUCAUUGCACCGAAGUUUGAGGUCUACGACGGUACGCCCAUGACCAUGCCCGUAGAGUACGCGGCUAUAAAAUCUGCACUUCUUCAUAUGAGUAAAUAUGUAGCCAGCUAUGUCGGAGAUAGCGGAUUUCGGUCGAAUAGCGUAAGUCCUGGCGGGAUUUUUGAUCACCAACCCGAGCAGUUCCUUGAGCAAUACAAAAAGCAGACCUUGGGGAAAGGGAUGCUCGAUAUUAAAGAUGUAAUCGGAUCAAUCAAGUUUUUGCUCUCCGACAGUGCUCGAUAUGUCAACGGCCAAAAUAUCAUUGUUGAUGAUGGUUUCAGCCUGUAAUUCACAUUCACGAUAGAGUAAUAGUGCGACAAUGUUGAAUUUAUUACUAAUAGGUGCAGGGCAGUUAGGCAGUCGUCACCUGCAAGCGCUGGCACUUUCAGAUUUUUCCGAUGUAUCUAUUCAGGUUGUGGAUCCUUCCCCGCAGGCUCUUCAAUUGGCACAGGAACGCUGGGGGCAGGUUGUUAAAUCUCAACAUAUAAAGUCCAUUGAUUUUCUGACAGAUUUUACGGAAGUAAAACGUGACAUCGACUUCUGUAUUAUUGCCACAAAUGCGAAUUGUCGCUUGCAGGUUCUCAAGGCCUUGUUAUCCCAUGCGCGUGUGGGGCAGUUAAUACUUGAAAAAGUAUUAUUCCAGUCUGUCGCGCAAUUAGAGGAGGCAAGUAGACUUCUACUUUCUGUGGAGACGAAAGCAUGGGUAAAUUGCCCGCGUCGUAUGUUUCCCAUUUACCUCGCGCUGCGAGCGCGUCUGUUAGAUGAACGGAAGUUUAACCUUCAAGUUUCGGGUAGCGACUGGGGGCUAGCGUGCAAUGCCAUUCAUUUUAUCGAUCUAUGGGCUAUGCUCGGUGGGGAACAGAGCUACGUGCUCGACACUUCUGGCCUGGACAAUACCGUUGUUGAAAGCAAGCGUUUUGGUUAUAAGGAAGUAUCAGGCACAUUGAAGGGCGGUUCUGGGGAGCGAGAUUUUUCGUUAACGUCUUUUGCAGGUAUCGACGCGGUACCCUUGAGCAUCUUGAUCGAGACAGAGCGAUUUAUUAUCAACGUCAACGAGGUGAUGGGAGAGUGCACAUUGCUGACGAAGGAGACCGGAGCACAGGAAGUACUACCAUUCUCAGUGCUUUAUCAGAGCCAAUUGUCCCACAGGGUUGGCAGUCAGUUAUUCGUAGGAAGGAUUAGUUCCUGCGAAUUGACUCCUUUCAGCGAGUCCGCUUCGCUACAUGCGCCAUUCUUGCAAGGGAUGCUCGAGUUUUUCAACAAGCAAGACGGGUGCGCGCACACCCUUUGCCCAAUUACUUGAUUUAGGUUACCCAUGAUUCUAUUAGUCGGUGCCGGCCCAAUGGCCAUCCAAUACGCGAAAGUGCUGCAAGGUAUGGGCAAGCCUUUCACAGUGGUAGGGCGGAGCCAGCAAUCAGCAGACCGGUUUAAUGCCAGCAUUGGCAUUCAGCCGUUUGUAGGAGGUAUCGAGGUAUUUCUCUCUUCUGCGCAAUCUAUAAGUCAUGCAAUAGUCGCUGUCAGUGUCGAGCAGUUGGAGCGCACUACGGCAUGUCUCGUGGAAAAUGGGGUGAAACAUCUGUUGGUGGAAAAGCCGGGCGGAAUGACGCUAGAGGCUAUCGAGCGCCUCCAAACCCUUGCUCAGGUAAACGUUGCUUCUAUUUAUAUUGCUUACAACCGUCGCUUCCUCGCUACGGUAAUCAAGGCACGUGAACUGAUCGAGGAAGAUGGUGGAGUUAUCAGCUUCAGUUUUGAGCUCACCGAGUGGGCUGACUCCAUCCAAAAAAUCAAUAAAGCUGAUGGGGUUAAGGAAAACUGGUUUUUUGCCAAUACUAGCCAUAUUACUGACUUGGCCUUCUAUCUGGGGGGGACACCUCGAGAAAUUGCUACCUUCACUGGUGGUAGUUUGCCGUGGCACAGUCGGGCCGCUAGGUUUGCCGGUGCAGGAGUAACCGAGCAGGGUGCAUUGUUUUCUUAUGCGGGUGACUGGGAGGCGCCGGGCCGUUGGGCGGUAGAAGUACUAACUCGCAAACGACGUUUUAUUUUUAAACCACUGGAAAAGUUGCAAGUCCAGAAAAUUAACAGUGUUGAGAUAGGGGUGGUAGAUGUCGAUGUUGAGCUGGACGUACUGUACAAGCCGGGAUUAUAUUUACAAGUAGUUAAUUUUUUAAACUGUGAUGAAGCGAAUCUAUGUUCAUUAACAGAGCACUUGAAUAAUAGUAAGCUUUAUGCGCGUAUUGCCGCUUAUGAUUGAUUCAACUGCAAUACUGCCUGGCGUUAUAACCCAAUGAGCGUGGGAAAUCGAGCGGGCGCAAUCAAGUAUGUCUUAGCAACCUACAGUGAGUUUUCGUUGGUCGCUUUGCUGACUCUAUUCUUCACUAAUUUUGCCAACCAGCAGGUACUCGCAGAUUCGAGUAUUACGUUUAUUGUCAUUUCCUAUAGUACCUUUCUGGCAUUGGGCUUUCAUAAUGGCGCAAUACGGGACGGUGCGAUUUGCGCAGAUGGCGAAGAGAAGGAAAAUAUCUUAAGGUUGGAGCUUUAUUUCUCAGCGUUUAUUGCAGUUUUACUUGUUCUCUCGGCAAUCAUUGUCCGAAAUAAUUUUUACUUGAUGGUCGGGUUGUUUAUUGGCGGCAUCAAUCACCUCAAGACAUCUUGCCAGACAGUGUUCAGGCUGAAGGGAAUGGAAAAUUUGCUCAACACCCUCAACGUGGCAUGGGCAUCCGUGUUUUUUCUUUCAUUUUCCGUUCUAACCUGGUUGAAAGGGGAUAUGGCACUUGAAGUCAGAUUUUUCAGUGCUUGGGCGGGGGGCGCUUCAUUGGUUGUAUGCUCGCUCUACAUAUUCUGUUUAUUUACACUGAGCACCAUCCGGCCUUCUCCCGUUUUGAUGCGUGAGCUAUUUUUUAAGAUCUUAAGUUCGUCUAAAUACUUAUUUCUGAUGGCCAGUGGGUUGGUGGUGGUGUUGACCUCGGAUCGGCUUGUAUUGAACGCAUUGGAUGCCGCUGAAAAAAUAAGGGCCGACUUUCAGUAUGUAGAUGUUCUUACGAAUAUUUACUUUCUCGGUAUGACUUCAGUGUUGUACUAUUUUACGCCUGGACUGCUGAGCCGAUUUAGCGGAAAGGGAGGCGAGCAUCAAGCCGAGUUUAAGUCAAUGGCCUCCAAAUACAUGACUUGUUUAUUUGGAGUAGCAUUGGCGUUUGUGUUGGCGAUAACCGUAUUUUUGUUAUUUUUCCAUCGAUUUAGCUGGGGGCUUCUAGGUAUCCUUGUAUCGAUGUUGGCUGUUAAGACUAUGCUGGUGUGCCUUGGGAUAGUUUGUAACUUCUAUCUAGCCCAAAGACUAGAGCGUAUUUUAGCCGUCGCUUACUUAGGAUUAAUGGUGCUGGGGCUGUCUCUUUCUUUUAUUUACAGCUAUCUCUUCAUCGGCUCGACGAUGCUAAUUUUUCUUCCUCUCCUGAAUGCUGCGCUUGUGGGGAUUUUGAUUGUCUACUUGCUGAAAAGAAUAGGCUUGAGGGCCAAGUAUGAAAAAAAUACUCAUACUAACUGAUUCGCUUGGACUGCCGAGGGUAGUGCCUGAAUUCAUUAAUGAUGAACAGUGUUGGACCUAUCGCCUUGCUGAUCGAUACUCGAAAUAUUGUCGGUUUCGAAUUGUCAGCGUACCAGGCAUGGACACAGACCAGUUGAUGUCGCUAGUGACUGGUUACUAUAAGGCGAUUGAAGCUGAUGUGGUCGUUGUUCAAGUCGGUAUUGUCGACUGCUAUCCGCGUGCGUUAAAAAAGGCCGAGCUCUCGUUAAUGCUAAGGAUGCCAGGAUUUCUUAGUCGCCUGAUUCAUCGUUGGGUGAAGCGGAACUAUUCCUGGCUAAUCGUCAAGCGUGGUAUUCGUUAUGUAAAGUCCGAGCAGUUCAGCGAAAAUCUUAAGCAGUUACAGCAAAAUUUUCCAAAUUCGAAAGUGUUGGUUGUGCCCAUUGCACCGCCAUCAAAGGCAUAUAUAAAGAAAAAUCCAAUGAUCCUCGGGGCUGUAAAAGAAUAUAAUGAUUUGCUGGAGGCGAGAUUUUCCAGUGGCUUUUUGACACGGUGCUAUGCUGAAGCGACUGAUGACAUUUUUUUAAGUGAUAACCAUCAUUUGAACGGAUUAGGAAAUGAACUUGUGUAUGCAGCUGUGAAAGACGCGCUUUCUUUUGAGGAUGCUGACAACGGUACGUGGAACCUCAGAUGA
Molecule: messenger RNA, 6263 nt
Organism: Tuber aestivum (summer truffle)
Lineage: Eukaryota; Fungi; Ascomycota; Pezizomycetes; Pezizales; Tuberaceae
Source: the annotation of a GenBank genome assembly